Molecule: messenger RNA, 2952 nt
Organism: Enhydra lutris kenyoni (northern sea otter)
Lineage: Eukaryota; Metazoa; Chordata; Mammalia; Carnivora; Mustelidae
Product: leucine zipper and EF-hand containing transmembrane protein 2
Exons: 11
Coding region: 263-1735 (490 amino acids)
Biological process (GO): intracellular monoatomic cation homeostasis
Cellular component (GO): mitochondrial inner membrane
Molecular function (GO): ribosome binding
Source: RefSeq, a predicted model, not a curated record
UGUGGUUGAGGUUUCCGUCCAGGAGAGGACCCUGGUCUGCGCCUUUUCCAGUUGCAGGAAAGAAAAGUUGACGCUAAGAGAUACUACCAAAAAACACCUUGCUGCCCUUGGCUGAAAAGGACUACAGGAUGGAGAAAGGUUUUGAUAAAGCUUGUUUAAAGAUAGCUCAGUUUGGACUCUGGAGAAUCAUCAGUACAGGAAACCGAUUUACCUCCACUUGAAUUAUUAGUUCCUAUGUUGGCUAGUUGAGACAAAUAUAAGUAUGGCCUUCUACAAUUAUAAAACAGUCUUAGCUAUUGCCCGGACAAGAUUCCCUAGCUAUUUUGUCCAUCCUACCAGCUCUUAUUCCCCAUCAUUUGCAUUUCUUCACUUGCCAGAUUCCCAUUUAAAUAGAACAUACAUCAAGAACUGUGUAAGCAAGAAGUACUCGUAUCCUAAUCAGUCAGGCAAUAAAGUACUUCACCUACAAGCUAGAAUAAUACAGAAGCUGCACACAUCAACUUGCUGGUUCCAAAAGGUCCCUGGUAAACCUCAACUGCUCCAAACCCCAAAAAAGCAUCAGGCGACAAGCCCUCAGCCCACAGAAGGAACUGGCACGAAGAUUAAGGAGGAAAAGCGAUCUUACAGACAAAGAAUUAUGGAUGAACUUAAAUAUUAUUACAAUGGAUUCUACUUGCUAUGGAUUGACACCAAAGUUGCUGCCAGAAUGGUUUGGAGGCUGUUGCAUGGACAGGUGCUGACCAGACGAGAGAGACGAAGGCUCUUGAGGACUUGUGCUGAUUUCUUCCGCCUGGUUCCAUUUAUGGUUUUCAUAAUUGUACCCUUCAUGGAAUUCUUAUUACCAGCAUUUCUGAAAUUCUUCCCAGAGAUGUUGCCAUCAACUUUUGAAAGUGAAUCCAAAAAGGAGGAAAAACAGAAAAAGAAAAUGGCUGCGAAGUUGGAACUAGCAAAAUUUCUUCAAGAAACGAUUACAGAAAUGGCAAGGAGGAACAGGGCCAAGCUGGGAGACGACUCCAUACAGUUCUCCUCCUAUGUCAAACAGGUCCAGACAGGCCACAAGCCCAGCACAAAGGAGAUAGUUCGAUUUUCCAAGCUAUUUGAAGAUCAGCUAACCCUGGAGAGCCUAGAUCGACCUCAGCUGGUUGCCCUCUGCAAGCUUCUAGAGUUGCAGGCCUUUGGAACCAACAAUUUGCUCCGCUUUCAACUUCUGAUGAAACUAAAGUCUAUAAAAGCAGAUGAUGAAGUAAUUGCCAAAGAAGGGGUGAGCGCUUUGAGCGUGUCAGAACUGCAAGCAGCCUGCAGGGCCCGGGGGAUGAGAUCCCUGGGUCUCACUGAGGAACAGCUGAGACAGCAGCUCACAGAGUGGCAGGACCUCCACCUGAAGGAGAACGUCCCUCCUUCUCUGUUGCUUCUGUCACGAACCUUCUACCUGAUCGAUGUGAAGCCAAAGCCAAUCGAGAUACCACUAAGUGGGGAGUCUUCCAAAACAGAUAUUCCCAUGGAAUCACCUCCUUCUCCUGGAUCUAAGGAGACGCUGGUGGAUUUAGCACCUCCACUGAAGGGAACUAAGGAUGAAGAAUUUAUGCAGCUGCCGCUGGUUCCGUCAUCCCCCAUAACGCCAUCGACACCUAUCCCGUUACCUAAGGGACCCAUCGCUUCUGCUAAAGAAGCUACACUCCAGGCCGAAUCACAAAAGACAACGCAGAGCAGCAAGGCGAGUUCUAAAGGUGCAUAAGGACCAUGGGAGAUGAAGCUCACUGUCGUCAGCUUCCUGCCCGCAGCGGUGGCAUCCACGCAGGACCACCCAGCUGAGACAGAUGCUCUGUGUCUGGUUUAAACAGAGAUCAGCCGCGUCAUCCUUGGGGCAGUCCUUUGAGGCCUUGUAACCUUUCCAGAUGAUGUCAGCAGUGGGACCAAGUUCAGACCAUUUAGAAAUGUAAUCUCAAAGCCACCUUCCUCUGUACCAUGACGUCAUCCCACUAAACUGUGUGAAGCCCCCUCCCCGUGUUAUUUUUGAACAGCUUCACAUUCGUGUGCAUGUCCUUUAAGGGAGGACAUUUUUUUGCAUAACGGAAUCAGCUUGGCACCUUAGAUUCCAGUAAGAACUUGGAAACUCCGAAACCACCAGGAGACCACCUAACUUUUUCAGGGAUCCAUCAGUAAGAAUAGUGCCCUGGAAACAAAGCACCUUAAUGGGAUGGAAUGGGCAUAUUCCCCAGUAAGGCCUUUCCGGAUAUGAAGAAGAAAAAGCUUUCUGGAGAAGAAAACAGGAGUUCAACAGACUGGCGAUCCACAAGGCCUGGCUGCUGCUUGGCUGCUCAGAGGCUCCCCCUCUGGGGCCCCCGGAGCCUGCAGGAAUCUGGGAGGCUGCCAUUAUUCCAGCACACGUGGCUUUCAUUAGCCACCAUUUUGCCAGGAAACAUAAUUACGGGUUUAAGACGUAACCAUUUGUCUGUGCUGGGUGUAUGCUUUUCUGGUGUGUGUGUCUUUCACAGACAAGACCAUUUGUUAGUCAUCGGGGUGGUUAAGAGUCUGACACAAUCCCUGUGCUACCCAGUAACGAGUAUUAUGUUCAGAUACUUAUGCUCGGGGUUUUCGGGAUGGUCAGUUCUGAGAAAACUUAGUACCUUGCCGUGCAGCUGACCCAGAGCUUUCUUCCUUUGGGGAGUGCUUAGAAAGAAGAGGUGUUUCGGUUUGUGGGUGAUGAGAUUGGUUUUCUUCGCUCUCGGUGAAAUUGAAAGUGGUUAGAUGGGAGUCAUUGAAACCUAGUGCAACUCCAGUCUUCCUGUCUGGGAUCACCUAAGUGAGGACUGUCAUCAGUGCUUCCCAGCAAGAUCUGUACUUUACGAUGCUUUCUAAGCCUCCUCUCCACCAGAGGGAAAGCCCCACCCUGGCCUGCUAACACACUCCAGUUCCUCAAGAAUGAUGAAUCCCUACUACGCAGCAUUCAGU